Molecule: messenger RNA, 264 nt
Organism: Ilex paraguariensis (yerba mate)
Lineage: Eukaryota; Viridiplantae; Streptophyta; Magnoliopsida; Aquifoliales; Aquifoliaceae
Source: the annotation of a GenBank genome assembly
GUCGGCCCUGUACACAGCUUAAGGAUUUUAGGAAUUGAGAAAAUAAUGGAGCCCUCCAACAUGGCACCAGAGAACUUGGAAAAGGAUCCAAGAACUUCACAACCCAUGGCUAGUGGUGCUCAAACUUCUUAUAAUGGAUAUAGUUGGAAGAAAUAUGGACAAAAGCAAUUUAAAAGAAAUGAGUACACACCAAGUUAUUACAAAUGCACACACCUCAGUUGUCCAAUGGAAAAGAAGGUUAGGCGGUCAUUUGAUGACAGAUAA